GAGAUUGUGUGGUCGGAGCAGAGGAAGCUGGGAAAGGAUCAAGGAAACCUCUAGCAUUGUAGAUAAACACCGUAAAGAGGUGUGAAGCCAGCGGGCAGUCAGCUGUCACAGCACCAAAAGAACAGUGAAAGAGUUCGAUUGAGUUCUCCAUACAGCGAGGGUCAGCAUGUCUGAGACAUACGACUUCCUGUUUAAGUUCCUGGUGAUUGGCAGUGCUGGGACGGGGAAAUCCUGUCUCCUCCACCAGUUCAUUGAGAACAAAUUUAAACAGGACUCCAACCACACCAUCGGAGUGGAGUUUGGUUCCAGGGUGGUCAACGUCGGAGGAAAGACGGUCAAACUGCAGAUCUGGGAUACUGCUGGACAGGAGCGAUUUCGCUCUGUUACACGCAGCUACUACAGAGGAGCAGCUGGAGCACUUCUUGUCUAUGAUAUUACCAGUCGAGAGACAUACAAUGCCCUGACUAACUGGCUGACAGAUGCACGGACACUGGCGAGUCCCAACAUUGUUAUUAUCCUGUGUGGCAACAAGAAAGACCUGGAUGCAGACAGGGAGGUGACCUUCCUGGAAGCUUCACGCUUUGCUCAAGAAAACGAGCUGAUGUUUCUAGAGACAAGUGCUCUGACAGGUGAAAAUGUGGAGGAGGGUUUCUUGAAGUGCGCUCGCACCAUCCUCAACAAGAUAGAUUCAGGCGAGCUGGACCCAGAGAGGAUGGGUUCGGGUAUUCAGUAUGGAGAUGCAUCGUUGAGGCAGCUGCGACAGCCAAGAGGCACCACAACACAGAAUAAGCAGCAGUGCAAUUGCUAGGGGUCGGGCCGCACCCAUACCCCAACCCACAGGCCCACACAGACAGAAUGCCCCCCUACAGCUCCAGGUGUUUUUUGGUGUGUGACUGCCACCCUCCUCCGCAGUCUCACACACCUUGGAUCACCUUGGGUCGUGGAGAUCCCUGCAACCCCUGACCCCCUGACCUCUGGCAAGAGUCUCUUACUUGAGGGGGUCAGUUGUACCCUUGCGUUUGGACAACAUAACUCCUCAGUGUGAGCACAGUGGAAUAAUAAAGAAGAGACAUCCUCCUCCGUGGUCUCUCAGUCACUUACCAGACAAGGACAAGUCAAGGGUUGUGCGUGUGGGCUGUCCUACUGUUGGUUUUUUUUUUGGUUUUCGUUUGUUUUCUCUGUGCUUUUUCAUUCUGGUUUUUAGCAACCCCCAAAAUGCUUUCAGUGUUUGCAUAUCAUAGUAAAUUGUAUUGUUAAACUUUUUUGUGCGUUCAACCUAUCCCAGUAUGCCUCAUGAUUAGUUUAGUCUUUCAAGUUUUAGCAUUUGUGAAGACACCCCUUACCAUUUGCUUUUUGUUUUUUGUUUUUUUGUCAUGCACCGUUAACUGUACUUUCCAUAAAUUCAGUCUAUGGUAAAUAAAUUAUAAACUUGACAGAUUUUGGGUUAGAAUUGUUAUCUCAAAUUUACAUCAGGUGUGAUGUAAAUCCCUACAAAAGUUUGUACUGUUAUUUUCUCAUAAUACAUUUUAUUAUUUAAAGUGAAUGUUGAAGCUGCUGAUCAGUGGAUUUAGGUGUACCUCAGUUUUAAAAACAGGCCCAAGUGUAUAGUGUUUGAGUGUUACAGUGAAAAUAUUUGGGUUGCAAUAAAAUGCACUGUUAUGAUCUAGAGUGUUGGCCUUAGUAGUAGGCCUGAUAUUGUGGAUUUAUACUAUAUUAUUCCCAACAGUGAUAUGUUUAAACUGUCAUGGGGAAUGAGCCUAUCACUCCAUUCUACACCCAUAUAGACAAGCCUGUGGGUCAGGUUGAAAGCACAAAGAAGAGAAAUUUUGCCCUUUAUUUAAACCAAAUGUCCACAAGUCUGUAAAUUAAGCUUUAUCAGAUUCACACCAUGUUUAAAUUGACGUGUCUGGUCCAGUUAUAGUGAAAGGUUAGCAUAAUGUUUUUUUGACUCCUCCUGCUGGGCUUUUCUCCAUGACAUGCCUUGCUAUACAUGCACAUGCUGUGUAAGGGACGUCACAGGAAACCACAGCUGGCUUUUGCCUCAGUGUUGUCUUUGGAAACAUUUGGUGUUGCCCAACCAGUCCCAUCAUUGAGGUUUGACUUUUUUUUUUUAUAUAUCUUGCCAGGUUGUAAGUGCACUUUUGACAGGAUUUUGUUUUUAACCUUCCAAAUAGUCGCUUCUCUUUUAAGUGCUAGAUAGCAGAAGGAAAAACACAGUUUAUUAAACCAUGUACAGAUCACAAUGAAGAUGAUCUGGCAUUGAUUCUGUUAAGUGGAGCUCUGUUAGAGGGAUGGCUAUUUCCUCAUUCUGUGUCUUAACAUGGUCAAUCUUCCAUAUGUGCUCAUUUUUGAGCUAUAGCACACAAUUGGCAUCAUUUUUAUAAUCCUAAAACUUCGUGCUCUAUGGAUAUGGGCACCCUGGAAGAGGCCACCCCUAUCAGGAUAGAAAUGUUUUAGCAUAAGAUGAAGGUGACUCAGACCAGCUUUGUAUUGACUGUCAGUGACCCCGACCCUCUAAAAGGAAAAGUGGACCUAGUCCAUGCCAGCAAAGCGGCCCUCACGGUAUAACUGAGACACUGUAUCCGCUUACUGUAUAGGUCAAGUUUCAAGUUUUUCCUUUUAAUGUCUCCCUCUCUAGCUCUGCUGCAAAAUGUCAGUUUUGUUGCAGAUCUGAACUGACCCAGAUGUUUUCUCUUUAGAACAGACUCCGUAUUACCCUAGAGAGAAAGAGGGGAAUUUCCACAGAAACACAGUUUCCUCUCUGCUUCUAACACUGACAACAUGGUUUGCGGUGCUGCAGGAGGAAAAUGAGGUUGCAAGUUAAUAACUUAGAAAAUCCAAAGCCCCUGCUCAACUGUUUAAUCAAAGGCACCGCUUCUGUCUGAAUCACUGAGAGCAGGUCAUACUAACCAAGCCAAGAGGAGAUCAAAAACAAACUGCGCGUAAACUUAUUUCUCAUGCCUCUGUGUUAGCAUACGUCCUCCCACAGACAAACCAUAUGUGUUUAAGCUCAGCUGAGCCAGCACACUGAAGGGGGCAAACAUGGUGAGUUGUGCAAACAUGCGAUAAUAUAGGACAUCAAGAGACAGAUGGUCAAAGCAUGUCGCUUUCAUAAAAUAUUUGCCCACGUGAUCGUUUGUCUCCUUCUGCAAGUGCACUUUUACUUUUGAAUCCAUGUUUGUUUUGUUAAUAUGCUGUAACUAUAGAACUGUACAUUUUAUUUUACUUGAACUGUAUAAUGUAAUAAAUAUUUUAAUUUUAGAUGUUAGUCUUUUUUUUUCUUUUUUACUAAAUAACAACUGAGAUUCUUCAUUUGAUUUCCUUGUUUCUGCUGUCAUCAGGCAAAAACAAAGCUGUAAUAGUGCAAUCUCAUGCUGCGUGAGAUUUGAUUGGUUCAUUGCUCCCUGCUGAUGUGGAGGUAAUGAUGGAAGGGUGUGAACUUUGUGAGCUGCAGGUGGCCGUCAGCAGCAAUUCUGAUCACUCACAGGCUGUCAUCGAUGCCUAGUUAUCAAGUCAACUGUUGAAUCAGAGUUAGCUCACAUUCAUCUGUAUGUAUUUGCUGUACAGUUCAUAAAAAUCAGUCAGAAUAGCCAUGAGUAUUUUCUCACUUGUUCCAUUAUAGCCUGUCAUGUGACGAAUGCAGUCCAACUCAGUUGUUGCUUAGUAAUGUUAUAUAAUCAGCCUAAAUACUACUGUACAUCUCAAGUAACCUAUCCUGUAAAUAAGAUUUGUCUAUUGUCUAUUGAGGGUGAGUGUUGCUCAUUGAUUGUAAUGAUUAUGCAAUUCCCAGUAAACUGCUUGUUUUUCCAUUUAA
Messenger RNA from Archocentrus centrarchus (flier cichlid), 3814 nucleotides. It is a transcript of the gene rab4b, whose product is annotated as RAB4B, member RAS oncogene family. Gene Ontology annotation, biological process: Rab protein signal transduction. Gene Ontology annotation, molecular function: GTP binding; GTPase activity. The transcript has 8 exons. The record is from RefSeq and is a predicted model, not a curated record. NCBI's taxonomy places the organism in Eukaryota, Metazoa, Chordata, Actinopteri, Cichliformes, Cichlidae. The coding region runs from base 167 to 808 and encodes 213 amino acids.